Mixia osmundae IAM 14324 is the source of this 1764-nucleotide messenger RNA. RefSeq lists its product as uncharacterized. Lineage: Eukaryota; Fungi; Basidiomycota; Mixiomycetes; Mixiales; Mixiaceae. The transcript has 9 exons. Gene Ontology annotation, biological process: rRNA processing. Gene Ontology annotation, molecular function: snoRNA binding. Bases 29 to 1351 code for a protein of 440 amino acids. The record is from RefSeq and is a predicted model, not a curated record. Gene Ontology annotation, cellular component: nucleolus; preribosome, small subunit precursor; cytoplasm.
GACGAGCAAGGUGACGACUGGACGAAGCAUGGGCAUCAAGCUCAAGAGCAAAGCCGGAAGAGACGGCAAGAUGAUGCACACACCACUGGCUCAUCAGAUUGCCGAAGACAAGGCAGGGCGGCCGCUCAAGGUCAAGUCUGAGCGCAAGCAGAAAAAGACAGGGAAAGGCGCAGAUGAUGAUCAAGAGGGCGUACCGCAGAAGGCUCGAGCAGACUUGACGAAACGCAUCCUGCAUUUGGCGCGAGAACAGCAAGACGAAGAAUUAGCUCUGCAGCAAGGCAACCUGCCUGAACCUGCAGCUCUGCCAUCACGAACACCGGCGUCCCGGCUUGCGCAAGCCAAAGACGACGCGCUCAGUGAAGAUGAAGAGGAGGAUGAGCUCGAUUUUGACGAGGCAGAAGCGGAGGAAGAAUACGAGGAGAUGACGGACGAGCAGUUUCGGAUGAUGCAAGAAGACAUGAAUCACGAGGCAGGCGAUACGCUCGCUGAUAAGAUCUUGGCCAAGAUCCGGCAACAUGAGGACAGGCUAGCGGGCAAAACAGCACCAAAGUCUGUCUCUGGCGCAGCUGAGCUCAACCCAAAGGUCGUCGAAGUCUACUCAAAAGUGGGUCAGCUACUAUCGCGAUACAAGUCAGGUCCUCUCCCCAAAGCUUUCAAGAUCCUGCCUACGCUACCGAUGUGGCCAACUCUGCUCUCGCUCACUCGGCCGCAGAACUGGACCCCUCACGCGACCUAUGCCGCCACACGCAUCUUCGCUUCCAAUCUCGAUCCGCGCCAGAGUCAGAAUUUCUUCCAGGAGAUCCUACUCGACAAGAUCAGAGAGGAGAUUGCGAUGGAAAAGAAGCUCAGCGUGCAGCUUUAUAUGGCCAUCAAGAAGGCGCUCUACAAGCCUGCAGCGUUUUUCAAAGGCAUCCUCUUUCCCCUUUGCGAGAGUGGCAAUUGCACUCUCCGCGAAGCUGCAAUCGUGGGCAGUGUGCUCUCGAAAGUGAGUGUGCCUGUAUUGCACUCGGGAGCAGCGCUGCUCAAGCUUGCCGAUAUGGAGUACUCGGGUCCGAACAGCUUGUUUAUUCGCGUGCUGCUCGACAAGAAGUAUGCGCUGCCGUACAAGGUCGUCGAUGCGAUCGUCUUUCACUUUAUCCGCUUCAAGCACGAUUCGAGGCAGUUGCCAGUACUCUGGCACCAAUCUUUCCUCGUCUUCGUCCAGAGGUAUAAGCAAGAUCUGACAGAAGAGCAAAAGACUGCAUUGCUCGAGGUAUUGCGGAUCCAGAACCACGCUCAGAUCACACCGGAGAUACGGCGAGAGAUUGCGUCGAGUGUGCCGAGGGACGCAGAAGUAGAGAUGAUGUUGUAGAUUCUGUUGUCAAUGUACAUCUGCCCCAUUCACCUCUUCGCUACUGUGCGGUGUUGACGUUGUGAGGCCCCGUGUGUACCAUCUAUCCCGCUGCUCGCCUGGUCGCUCCAAAGCGUUCAGGCAAUAGUACGCCUCGCUCAACCCAGCACGCCAAUCUUGUUCCUUUUCGGCUUCGUCCGGAUCCGCAGGCUCAUGAUCAGAGAUGGACGUAAACGGCUCGGAAGGCACCCAUUCACAUCGAUGGAAGGAAAUCCCUGUCGAAAAGGCGUCGAUGGCCGUCAGGAGUAGGUCAUAAGCAAUCUGGUAGCACCCUGGCAAGCGCUUUUGGGCAAUAUCGAGCUUCUGAUCGAAUUCGAUCUCGUCGGUCUCGUCGUCGAGCUGAGCAAGACGGACGAGAGCGGCGCAGAUAAGAG